This is a messenger RNA of Symbiodinium sp. CCMP2592, 1185 nucleotides long. The record is from the annotation of a GenBank genome assembly. NCBI's taxonomy places the organism in Eukaryota, Dinophyceae, Suessiales, Symbiodiniaceae.
AUGUACAAGGAAGAAAGCCAUCUUUCCAUGUUGGUGGCAAAGCAAAUAUGCGUGGUGACAGACGCAUCGCAUCAUUCCUCGAAGGUUGUGCCGAUCACUUACCAGGGCGCCACCUACAACAUCCCGGUGACCAUCUACUUCGAUCCUCCUUAUCCCAAGCAGCCUCCUCGAUGUUUCGUUACGCCCACCGCUGGAAUGGCCCUGAAGCAGAACCAUCAAUCCGUCGACUCUGGGGGCAUGGUCUAUUCGCCCUUCCUCAGCGCCUGGUCCGAGACGAGCUCCACGCUGCCUCAGCUUGUCAAGAGCCUCGCCGAAAGCUUCUCGAGCUCUCCUCCCGUCUACUCGACCACCACCGUAGCACGGCCCACCUCUGCGCAGCAAGCCACGCAACCUGCACAGCCAGCGCAGCAGUCGGGUGCCAGCGGGCUUUUCGGAUUCCUUGGCCUGGGAGGACAGCAGCCUGCAUCGCAGCCAGCCCCUGCGCAGCCAGCAGCUGUCGUCACGGCGAUCCCUGUCUCACAAGCACAGCCUGUGGCUACCGUCGUGGCAACCCCGGUGCCGGCUCGGCCUAGACGGGACGAGAGGGAGGAGCUCGUGAAAGCGGUGACCUCUUCCCUCAAGGAGCGAUGGCCAGCGGUCGUCGAGCCUCUCGGCGAGCAGCUGAGCCAGCAACAGACGAGGCAGACCGAGCUCGAGGAUGCCAAGAAAAAGCUGGACGAGGAGGAGCAGAAGCUGAAGGACUCUGUGCAGGAGGUCUCCGCGCAGAAGGCACAGCUGGAGACCAUGGAGUCCGAGCUCCGGAGCUUCGUGGAGGCCGAAGCCGGCCGGGAGAUGGACCCAGAAACGGCGCUGGCGUCUCUGGACCCGGAUCGCCGGCAGGUGCUCGACCGCCUUGCCGAGGAGCUCAGCUUAGAGGAGCUUUUGACGGCGAUGGAUGAGCUCCUCGCCGAAGGCAAGAUCUCUGUGGACGAUUUCAUGAGAGAGGUACGCGAGGCUGGUCGGAGGCAGUUCAUGUGCAAGAUGGAGCGGGAGAAGGCCGCCAAGGCCGUAAAGACGGCCGCCGGCCUGAUCUCAGAGGAACCUCCCAAGGCUCCCGCGCUGCCCGUGGCUGUUGCUCGGCCUCUUCCUGCGGGGGCUCCCGUGCAAGCUGCUGCUGUGCCAGCCAGACAGCUCGUGGCCGCCUAA